AUGCGCGCCGCGGGGACGCUCAGGCUCCUGGUCGCUGCCCCCGUGGAGGCAAUCGCCGCCGAGGGGCCGCAGGCCCUGGCCAUCGAGCCGGGCGACGUGGUGGCUUGCGAGGCGGCCGACUCCGAGGGCUGGGCCCUGGCGUCCGUGGUGGCACCGGUGCGCCUGGCGGGCCGCAGCGGGUGUUUUCCGUGCGACCGCGCGAGGGUGGCCAUCGCCGAGCUGAGGCGGGGCCCCGAGGGCGACCGCCUCGAGUUCUCGCGGGGCCUCUGGGAGGAGCUGCAGAGGCCGCGCUGCGCCACCAAGCAGGAGCAGCUCCGGCACCGGGUGCUGCAAAACCGCCUGGGCGCCGCGCGGGCCGUGCUGUGCCGUAGGGCCACGGCCGCCUCGCCAGAGAGCGGUGCGGCACGGGCGGCGGCUGGCCGUGCGGUCGAGGAGGCGGCUCCCCACGCUGCGAGCCACAGAGCAGCCGGUGGACAGGCAAGGCGAAAGCGCUGA
Molecule: messenger RNA, 495 nt
Organism: Prorocentrum cordatum
Lineage: Eukaryota; Dinophyceae; Prorocentrales; Prorocentraceae
Source: the annotation of a GenBank genome assembly